Molecule: messenger RNA, 723 nt
Organism: Colletes gigas
Lineage: Eukaryota; Metazoa; Arthropoda; Insecta; Hymenoptera; Colletidae
Product: dynein regulatory complex subunit 5-like
Exons: 3
Coding region: 208-723 (171 amino acids)
Source: RefSeq, a predicted model, not a curated record
AUGCAGAUUCAUGUACGGCGAUAAAAACGAACGGUAUAUGUUAAUUCACUGAAGAUAGGGGCUUUCGGUCUCAAUGGCGUUUGGCAGCGUGCCGCCUCGGAAAGAAUAUAAAACAGUAGGAAAUUCGAAGAGAGCAGGAGGGAGGAGGUAGGACAGAUACUCGUGUUUGCAUAUUUGCGAAGGUGACGCGGAAAGGACAGCAGAGAAAUGAGGAUUCCCCACACCGUGCCAAGGAACGUCUUCGAGACUUACAGGUGUUCCUAUGAAACAACCGAGUUAUCGAACGAGCUCGAGAGGACAAUUCGAUCGGAGGAUGUCUCCUGGGACUUAGGGAGAGUCCCAACCUUGAGAACUUUAGCUCUCCACGUCAUAGCCUCAGUGUGGAAGGACAACCCUAUACUGGAGGAGUUGCCAACUUGCGAAGAUAAAAACGAGCUGAUAGAAAUUCUGCCGACCAACCUGCCCUUCGAGUUGACCAUAACCAGAAUCGAGGAUGAAUACUAUUGGGAACGUUGCUCGAAAGAUAGAUGGGAGCACAACGACCCAACGGAGCACGGUAAUUCGUGGCGACAACGGUAUUGCGAGGGCCUGUUAUGCGAAUGUCUGGAGCGUCUGGAGCCCACCUUCUUCGAAACACAGAAGGAGGAGUGCGAGAAGAUGAUCGAGCUCGUGCGGGAUUACGUGCACGCGAUAAGAAUCCGUUCCCUGGUGCCUACCAAGUAA